UGGACACUGUGGGCUUGUGAGAGAUGCAGGGGAAAGGCCAGCGUCCUACAUAAAGAGUCCAGGAUAGGGAGCUGGGUAACACACCAGGCAUUAUACCUUUCUGCACACAUACGACCAGGAGGAGAGUGUCGCUGAGAAAGAGAGGAAAGGGGAAAGUACAAAGAAGGAGAGGCAGUGAAUAAUUUGGAAGAGAUGAAGCGCUCAUUUGAACACGAGAUUCCUUGCUGGGUUUAUGUGAGCACUCUGCUCUUCUUUUUCCACUUCCCAGUUGAAGUCAGCGGAGCACCCCUGAAGCAGGAGGCAGCACUGGAUAGUGGUGCAACAGUGUUGAAUCACUCAAUGUAUUUGGUGCAUCACAUGGAGAACCUGCUGACCUUGGGAAACAGUAGUGAUGUUAGCCUGCGGGUACAAACCAUUAACACAGAUGAGGUGAAGGUGAUCAAAGCCCACAGUCUGGUCCUCACCCUGCAGAGCGACGUGUUUGAGGAGCUGUUGCUCAGCCGCAACAACAGCGCUCUGGUUUUGACGGAAACACCAGAGUGUGCUGCUGUCUUUGACAAGUUUGUCAGAUAUUUGUACUGUGGUGACAUCUCGUUGAGGCUUGAUCAGGCCAUAUCCCUGCAUAGGCUGGCAAGCAAGUACCAUGUGUGGGGCUUGCAGCAAGGCCUGACCCAAUACAUGACUCAACAUCUUUCCAGUGAUUCGCCCACAGGCCACAUGGUUAGCUGGUACAACUAUGCACUACAAAUUGGGGAAACAACCCUGCGGGACAGCUGUCUGCAGUACUUGUCCUGGAAUCUGUCCUCUGUUCUGCAGAGUAGAGAAUGGGGCUCUAUCAGUAAAGACCUGCUCCUAUCCUUGCUCCAGCGAUCCGACCUCAUUCUGCAGAGUGAGCUGGAGCUCUAUGAGGCUCUGGAGGCCUGGAUUAACCAGAACCAGCCAGUCAGCACAACAGUGGAGACUGCACUGAGAGCAGUUCGGUAUGGCAUGAUCCCCCCUCACCAUCUUUUCCGUCUUCAGAGGCAUUCACCCCUCAUGGUGAAGUAUUAUGAAACUAUCCGGGAUCUCCUUUAUCUUGCUUUCCAAUUUCACUCUGCCUCACCGAUUCAAAUGGCCAAGUACUUUGAUGUCAACUGCAGUAUCUUCACCCCCCGUAACUACCUGUCCUUGUCAUGGGGUUCUCCUUGGAUCAUCAACAAUCCCACCCGUGAUGACCGUAGUUUCAGCUUUCAGACCCAGCUUGGGCCCAGCGGCCAUGACUCCAGCAAGAAAGUGACUUGGAAUGCCCUAUUCUCUCCUCGCUGGCUCCCACUCAUUGCCAGGUCUACCUACACUGAGCUGGGGGCCAUGCAGCCCACUCGCACUGAGGGGGGUCGACCCCGCAUCAUCGUAACGCCGGCUACCUCUAGCCCCAACUUUGCCGGAGUAAGUUUCCAGAAAACGGUCAUUGUUAUGGCAAAACAGCAAGGAAAAGUGAUUGUCCGCCAUGUGUACAAUUUCCACCAGAGUACAGAGGAGGCUGGGGAUUUCUUGGUGGAUGCUGACCUACAGCGCCGUGCAUCAGAGUACCUCAUCGACAGCUCCCUCUAUCUCCACAUUGUGAUCAAACCUCUCUACCAUAGCUUGCUUGUUGCCAGGAAGUGAAAACAGGAAUUUUCUGUGAUCUCAUAGUCUGUUAUCUGCCCACACAAUCACAUGCACAUUUUCCAAAGUACACUCAUAUCGCAGUUUGUGUAUGUGUCAGAUCCAUAACAUUCACAUUUUAAUUUUUGUUCAUUCUUUUGUCUUCCAGUUUUAUAGCAAAGGUUAAACAUAAAGACUGACAGACAACUGUAAUUAUCAUGGUAAUGAUAGUGGGCUUUUUCUGUAUUUCACGUGUUAUAAGAGCAACACUAAAUAUAAAUUAUUGUAUUUCCUGAGGUAUUUUAUUGUGUAAUAGUUUCCCCUUGAAUUUAUGAAUCUAUGGUAUGUCAUUGUUAAAGGUAUUUGAAUAGAUCAUAUUUGGGGUUGGCUUUGAAGAAAAACCACACUAUUACAUUUAGGAAUUGUUCUUUUCUCUGCAGUCAAAUAUAAAUUUGUAGUUCAUUGCAUAUUUUGUACAUUAUUGUAUGCACCACUUAAAAUUUUAGAUGUUUUUUCAGGUUUUUGUUGUAAUUUAGUUGUCCUGACAGUUGCCCAGACAUUUAUUUCCUUUUAACAUGUAUUGCAUGUUGAUCUAUCUUUGAAAGUAAGCUCUGGUAAGGUCAAAUAAAUGUUUGAUGGAUUGACAUUAUUUUUGUUUUUCUCUGUCGAUAAAUAAACUAAACAAAUAAAAA
Messenger RNA from Girardinichthys multiradiatus, 2315 nucleotides. RefSeq names its product BTB/POZ domain-containing protein 17-like. Gene Ontology annotation, molecular function: protein binding. The transcript has 3 exons. The record is from RefSeq and is a predicted model, not a curated record. NCBI's taxonomy places the organism in Eukaryota, Metazoa, Chordata, Actinopteri, Cyprinodontiformes, Goodeidae. The coding region runs from base 193 to 1644 and encodes 483 amino acids.